AUGAAAAUAGAAAAAUUACAAAUAAAACCAAAAGAAACUGAAAAGACUAUUGUUGUAGGGCAAUUUAUAGGAAAAGAGAAUAGAAAGUAUAGCCGAGAAAGAAUUAUGACGUUAAUUUAUUUUUUGAUAAAUCCAAGUGAAGAAUUUGAAUCCUCAUGGCUAGCUUAUAAGGCUGAAAUAAGGAUUUUACAAAGAGAGCAGCCAGAAGCGUGAAUGAAUGAGUUAAAUGAGAUAUCAAAUUUAUGUGGAAUAAGCACAGACAGGCUUUUCAAUUUUUUAGAAAAUUCACAAAAGCUAGAUUUAUUAUUGAAAAAUGAUGUUUUGAAUGAUUUAGAUAUUUUAUAUAAUAAUGCAUCAUUAUUUAUCCCACAUGAAAUUGAGAACUUCAAACAUUAUCUUCAGCAAUAUUUCACAGCUCAAAACAUUGAAAAAAUGAUAAUAAAUUGAAUAAAACAAUCUGACUAUGAAGCGCUUUAUAAAUAUACAAGAUUACUAAAUAUUUAUAAUCCUCCACUUCUUGAUCAUCAUUUGACUCAAAUUUCUUCACAAUUAUUCGAAAAUUGGCCGCUUGCUGAAAUUAUGAUGUUUAUUGAGUCAAUGCUAAAAAUUUUGAAAAUAAAUCCAAGUGGAAAACUCCUCCAUGGGGUUUAUAUGCAGCUUUCAAGGAGAAUUCAGGAUAAAGAUGGUUUCGAAGGAAUUUGUAGCUAUUUCGAUACAGAAUUAAGAGAAAACCGCAAGCCAAAAGGGCAAUGUGAGCUUUUCAUGCUUUGUGAAGACAAAGAUAAGCUGGAAAAACUUUACCAUAUACAAACUAUAUAUAGGAUUAUCAAUGGAAAUGAUUUAGAGCUUGAACGUGAUUCUUUAAAAGAGCUUAAAGAAUUGUCUGGCUCUGAACGUAUGGACUCAAUAGCAACACUUAUAGAAAACGCGUUUGAGUCUAAAGAAUAUAAUGUGGUAAAAUCAAUAAAUGUUUUAACUUUAUCUCAUAAAGCAUGAUGCUCAAGUAUAACUCCUUAUCCAAAAAUAAAAAAUAUUCUGGAGUAUAUUCCAAAUUCACUGCCUCAACAACUAUCAAAUCUGGUUAUAGAAUAUCAAAAUUUUUAUUUAAAGAAAAACGAAAAAAAGCAGCUGAAAUGGGCAUAUUUAUUAGGAAAUCUCGAAUUAAAAACAGGAUCUUUGACAAUUGCAUGUAAUUUUCUUCAGAGUUUAAUAAUUUUAAUGUUCAAUUCAGUGGACGAGAUAGAUGAGAACGAAAUCAUGUAUAAAUUAUUUAGAAAUAACAUAAAAACAUCUAUCUUAACUGAAGAAAUAGUACGAAUGGAAAUUGAAAAAUUAAAAAUGAUUAUUGAGAAAAGCGGUACAAAGUUGAGGCUAAAUUUAAAGAAAAAUGUUGAAAUUAUUAAUUUGGUAGAAACUGAGAAUAAAGAAAAAGAAAACAGUUUAUAUAGCAAUGUAGAAGAAGAUAGGAAGCCAAUGUAAAAAAUAAUUAGAUUGGAUGCAGCAUUAAUGAAAUUAUUAAAAAAAAACAAGCAGAUGACAAUAAGUGCUUUAAUUGAAAGAGUAGUACCAUUAAUGCCAUUUAAAGUAGCGGGUGAGCUAAUCAGUAUAAGGCUAGAACAUUUAGUAAAAAGUGAGCUCCUUUGGGAAGUUGAAGGGUAAAAUUUAUAUAGAACUUAUGGCUAUAUUCCAUAA
This is a messenger RNA of Blepharisma stoltei, 1692 nucleotides long. Lineage: Eukaryota; Ciliophora; Heterotrichea; Heterotrichida; Blepharismidae. The record is from the annotation of a GenBank genome assembly.